AUGACUUCAGUCCCAUCAAGUCUGAAAAAGGGAAGCCUGAGUAAAAGACUGGACCAGAGACCGCCGCCAGGACCCUUCUGGAAGGCCGCCGCCAGGACCCUUCUGGAAGGCCCGCCGCCAGGACCCUUCUGGAAGGCCCGCCGCCAGGACCCUUCUGGAAGGCCCGCCGCCAGGAACCCUUCUGGAAGGCCCGCCGCCAGGACCCUUCUGGAAGGCCGCCGCCAGGACCCUUCUGGAAGGCCCGCCGCCAGGACCCUUCUGGAAGGCCGCCGCCAGGACCCUUCUGGAAGGCCGCCGCCAGGACCCUUCUGGAAGGCCGCCGCCAGGACCCUUCUGGAAGGCCCGCCGCCAGGACCCUUCUGGAAGGCCCGCCGCCAGGACCCUUCUGGAAGACCGCCGCCAGGACCCUUCUGGAAGGCCCGUGAGCAGAUUCUGGGCUGCAGCUGA
Molecule: messenger RNA, 447 nt
Organism: Oryzias latipes (Japanese medaka)
Lineage: Eukaryota; Metazoa; Chordata; Actinopteri; Beloniformes; Adrianichthyidae
Source: RefSeq, a predicted model, not a curated record